AUGACAGAAGAUGAACUGACCUAUGAUGAUGUGCAUGUGAACUUCACUCGAGAAGAAUGGGCUUUGCUGAAUCCUUCACAAAAGAGCCUCUACAGAGAUGUGAUGUUGGAGACCUAUGGGAACCUCAAUGCUGUAGGCUACAAGUGGGAAGACCGUAAUAUUGAAGAUCAUUAUAAAAGUUCCAGGAGACAUGGAAGGUAA
This is a messenger RNA of Mus caroli (Ryukyu mouse), 201 nucleotides long. NCBI's taxonomy places the organism in Eukaryota, Metazoa, Chordata, Mammalia, Rodentia, Muridae. The record is from RefSeq and is a predicted model, not a curated record.